Messenger RNA from Caenorhabditis briggsae, 852 nucleotides. Gene Ontology annotation, molecular function: flavin adenine dinucleotide binding; tRNA dihydrouridine synthase activity. The record is from RefSeq and is a predicted model, not a curated record. The transcript has 5 exons. The coding region runs from base 1 to 852 and encodes 283 amino acids. Lineage: Eukaryota; Metazoa; Nematoda; Chromadorea; Rhabditida; Rhabditidae. Gene Ontology annotation, biological process: tRNA processing.
AUGAAAUAUAGACUCGCCUUCCGCCAACUCGUCCGAUUAUACGAUGUAGACGUCUGUUACACCCCAAUGAUUUAUGCCAAAAAUUUCAUCGAGUCAGAAAAGUGCCGAAAUUCAGAAUUAUCAGUUUGCGAAGGGGAUUCACCGUUGAUAGUUCAAUUCGCCACCGAUGACCCAUUUGUAUUAGCCGAAGCUGCGGAAAUGGUUUAUAGCUGCUCCUCAGGUGUGGACCUAAACUGUGGAUGUCCUAAGCACGACGUUCGUUCAAAAGGCUUUGGAAGUGCUCUUCUGAGCAAACCAGAGCUCCUAGCCGAUAUGGUUCGGCAGACGAGAGCCAGAAUUUCCGAUGAGAAUUUCAGCGUUUCGCUGAAAAUUCGAGUGAAUAAGGAGAUUGAAAAGACCGUGGAUUUGUGUAGAAAAGCCGAAUCCGCUGGUGUGACGCAUCUAACCGUGCACGGACGAACGCCGUCUCAACACGCCGAACCAAUCGAUAUCGAGGCGAUUCGAUUGGUAAAAUCAGCUGUGAAAGUUCCAAUAAUUGCGAAUGGAGGCAUUACGAAUCUACAGGAAGCAAUGAAUUUGGCUGAAAAAACUGGGGUCGAUGGGAUAAUGGCGGCGAAUGGGCUAUUGGAUAAUCCGGCACUUUUCGCUGGCUACGAGUAUACGCCUAGCGAUUGUGUAGAGAGUUUUAUGCGCCUAUCUCGCGAACACGGCCUCGACUGGCUUCUCUACCAUCAACACCUUCAAUAUAUGCUCCGCCCACUUCUCUCGGCUCAACAACGACGAAUAUUCAAUGAGCUGAACGGGCGGCUGGCGAUUGAUGGCUUUUUGAAUAAUUUAUUGGCUGAUUAUUGA